Messenger RNA from Pseudo-nitzschia multistriata, 2057 nucleotides. NCBI's taxonomy places the organism in Eukaryota, Bacillariophyta, Bacillariophyceae, Bacillariales, Bacillariaceae. The record is from the annotation of a GenBank genome assembly.
UACUAGUACUACUGGUAGUAAAAGAAAGAAAGAUACCAAGUACGUAUCAGAGCUACAUGCUGUCGAAACUAGAGAGGUGCUUUUACGGUACAGACUAGUACCUUACGUACGGCUCUAGUACAAGUUGCCAGGGGUCAUAUCUUCGGACUGGACAGUAAUUAAAAAAAAUAAUAAUUUCGACGUUCUGGUAUCUUUUUUUCAUUACAGUACGAGUUCUGUAUUUCACGAACAACCAACUCUAAAAAGACCAGGUAGAGUACAACCAUGGUGCGAUGCGACGGACACAACCAAAAAUACUCUACCAUCGAUGAGGAGUAUGCCGGCAUUGAUUUUUCCAACUGGAAACGCGGAGACUGGUGUUGGUUGUCGCCGCCUCCAUCCCCGCCAAGAAAACCAAAACCAAAACCAAUCCCUUCCGUUUCGUCGCAUCCACCGCAAAAGAGAAGGCUCUCCAGUGAGGACGGAACAGACACACCAAGCAACCCCUUGCGUUUCCACAAGCAGAUGAAAGUCAAACCAGAUUUCCCGGUAUCGUCGUCUGGCGGGAUUCAUAUUAGCCACCAUCGCCACGAGAGUACGACACCCACCGAGCCCAUGCUCAUGGAAAAGCGAGGCAGCAGUUGCAAGACGAAGGCGGAACCCAGUGGCGAUCGGGGGAAUGAUACCAAUACAGUUCCAGCGAUAGCUACGACGGUGUCCACCUCGAAACAAUGGUUUCUUCCCAAGCAGGAGAAAAGAGAGAGGACCGAACACAAGCUCAGGGCUGCGAGGGAAAAAGCCUACGAAAAGUAUGCGGAUCGCACCCUCUUGCAUCGGUUCCGGGGUAUCGGCCUCCUGGGCGGGAACUUACAGAUGACCUUCCCAAGUCCAAGAAAGGGCUGCCCGAAAACAUUCGACGAGAACAACAACAUCCGACAGGGCUACCCGAGGCCCAGGAGGGCCCUGAACCACCCCAACGUAGCCCUGGCCACCGGAGAAAAAUUCAACAUGGAAGCGUUUACGAUUGCUACCUUUAGCGGGUUUUGGCAGCCGAACGGCCCCAACUUCGCAGCGCAGCCCACAGCCGCGGUUACCAGCCUGCCCGGAUGCAUGUUCGAGGACCGUAGCCUGGCAGUUCCGUUUUUCAUCAAGCGGUCCCUCACAAAGAGAGGCGCAAAGAGGGAGGGAAGGAUCCUCGGGUGGGAAUACGUUGGGAACUACCGCUAUGCAUCCGACCCCGACCUCACCCUGUGGGGGUCCGCUGGGUCUGUCCCCGACGCCUGCAAGCGCGGGCUCGAGGACCGCAUCCUCCGAUCGGCCGCAUCCGGAGACGACGACUUUGGCCGGAGGAUUCUGGACCACUGGAGGAACAAGCUGAACGUUGCCCUCGAGCAGCAGAGCGACAGCGGCAACGAUGGCGAAAACGAUACACCCAAUAGUAUGAUCCAGAGAGCCAUUGCCAUGGGCUACGGGCCGGCCACCAACGAUAAGGAUCUCCUGCGCCUUGUCCUGGAGCUCGACGAAUACCACGAGCAGUACAUCAUCGAGUUUGUCGAGUACGACGAAGCCAUCUACAAAUAUUGCAGCAAGGGCCCGACGAGCAAGAAUUCCCGUGGCGAGGUUCAGGCAACCAGGGGUGGUGCCCUUGCCACCGCGGAGGACUGGUACAAUUUUUCAAACGAAAACAUGGUCAUGCUGUAGUAUAACAUAGCACAGCCUAGCACAAGAGAGCGAAGCAGAGCUACCACCCAAUCGGCAUUUGUUUUUGGUUCGAAACAGAACCAAACAUGCACCUCCCUUUGGAAUUGACCUCUUUUUAGAGACAAUCGCAUUCUCCUGCUAAGGGUUCCAAUUUUAGAGCUUACUGCGUAGUGCAGUACUUCUACAAGAUAAGGCUUUCCGCAAGCUCACAAGCAUUAAGAGUACUCGUACAAAACGAACGCAGUAUCAAGCUAAAGCUCCCGACUGCAAAUACAAAAAUUGAUGCUUUCUGUAAACGUCAAAAGCACUUGUGAAAAAUGCAAACAACAAACGCAUUUGUUAUCAGAUUGAUAUUGGAAUAAGGAUCAUGUUACUGC